Molecule: messenger RNA, 2078 nt
Organism: Gryllus bimaculatus (two-spotted cricket)
Lineage: Eukaryota; Metazoa; Arthropoda; Insecta; Orthoptera; Gryllidae
Source: the annotation of a GenBank genome assembly
UGAUGCCAACAUGACAGUAGAUCUGCAGUAGACCCAGCUUCAAUUAUUUUUCUGUAAUUCGUAAAACUCAAGUUUGAAUAAUGUUUUGUGUUUUUUUAAGUAACGAGGAAUAAUUUUAGCUGUAAUAACAGACAAUAUAUUAAUUGUUUCCCUUUCACAGUAGGAGUUAAUUUGUGCGGAAGUUUUCUGUGGAGUGAAAUAUCUCUAUUAGAAAAUUGGUUGAAUUAUUUUAUCUUCCAAAGAGUAAAGGGGCGUCAAUGAUCAUGUGUUGGGGUUGAUCGCAAGCCUAUUUUGUAGUCUGACAGCUAAUCAAGAAACGUCAAGAAAGAAAACUUGCCAUGGCAUCACAUUUGUCAGGAGGCAAAGUUAACAUUGCUUUAGUUCAGGAAUUGGCUAAAAAUGAACUAUUGAAGCUUCUGGAGAAUAUACCUGGGCGAAAGGUAAUAGUGUGGGAUAAAACUCUGGCGGGCCCAGUGGGGCUUAUUGCGAAGUUUUCGCUGUUACAAGAACGAGAAGUAGUACAUUUAUAUCCAUUGGAAUCAGGCGUUCUGAAGAACAACAGUGUCAACAAAGUAAUUUUUAUCACCCGGCCAGAUCUCCGUCUCAUGGACAUUGUGGCGGAAAAUGUGCAUGGUGUUGCACGUGGAAAAUCAGCAAAAGAGUUAUCAUAUAGUAAAGACUACGGCAGUCAGGGUGGCUAUGAAUUCCAUUUGGUAUUUGUGCCUCGUAAAAGCUUACUGUGUGAGAAACGCCUCAAGAAUCGAGGUGUAUUUGGAAGCUUCAUGCAAGUACAAGAGUUGCCUUGCGACCUGUUUCCAUUUGACAAUGAUUUGCUGUCAAUGGAGCUGGAGAGUGCAUUUAAGGAGUUUCGCCUUGAGGGCGACCCCACCUGCCUCUUCCAGGUAGCCCAGGCCUUGGGCACUCUGCAAGGUCUCUUUGGCACCAUCCCCCGUGUCUCUGGCAAGGGUCAUGCUGCUCGCCACGUGUGGGAGUUGAUGGCGCGCAUGGCUAGGGAGCAGGCUGGCUGUCCACGGCCUAUGCCCACGGGGGCGCCUGCCAUUGACCACUUGCUGCUGCUGGAUCGCAGCGUGGACCUGCUCAGCCCUCUGGCCACCCAACUGACGUAUGAGGGACUCAUUGACGAGAUAUUUGGCAUUCACAAUUGCACUGUUCAGCUGCCUGCUGAAAAACUGGCUAAGCCAGAUGAUUCUCUCCCAGUAAAUGCUGGAGAAAAGAAGGCUGUGAUUCUAAACUCCGGGGAAGAGUUAUUUGCUGAAAUUCGUGAUCGUAACUUUAACGCUGUUGGUCCAGCACUUAGUAGAAAAGCCAAGCUAAUUUCAGCACAGUUAGAGGAACGUCAUGGUGAUAAAACCAUGCAAGAAAUGAAGCAGUUCGUAGCAAGGCUUCCUCAUAUGUUAGCAAUGAAAAACUCUUUGGCAAAUCAUACCACAAUUGCUGAACUCAUUAAAGAAGUGACAGAUUCUAGUGGUUUUCUUGAAUCAUUGCAAGUGGAACAGGAAUUUAUGAAUGGAAUUGACACAGACAAAGUACAUCCCUAUAUUGAUGAUCUUAUUGCACAACAAGAACCUUUGCUUAAGAUUCUGCGUUUGGUGUGCAUGCAGUCAGUGACAAACAGUGGUCUUAAGGCGAAAGUCUUAGAGCAUUAUCGCCGGGAAAUUGUCCAUGCUUAUGGCUUUGCUCAAUUAUUAACAUUAGGAGCCUUGGAAAAAGCAGGACUCUUAACACCUCAGUCUGGACCAAGGCAGUACACAGUACUGCGCAAGGCGCUGCGCCUUACGGUGGAGGACGCGAGCGAGACGGCGCCCACGGACAUCGCGUUCGUGCACAGCGUGUACGCGCCGCUGAGCGCCCGCCUGGCACAGGCGCUGGCGCGGCCGCAGGGCUGGAGGGCGCUGCAGGACGUGCUGGGGCUGCUGCCGGGCCCCACGGUGGACGAGGUGCAGCUGCCCGGCGGCGGCCCGGCCCCCGCGCCCGUCCCCGCCGCGCCCGCACCAGUACGAUUGUGCGUGAUCCCUCGCACACCCUUUUAUCCUCCUCCGCUCCUGGAAAAGACGUGA